Adineta ricciae is the source of this 1158-nucleotide messenger RNA. Lineage: Eukaryota; Metazoa; Rotifera; Eurotatoria; Adinetida; Adinetidae. The record is from the annotation of a GenBank genome assembly.
AUGCAAAGUGAUUCGUCGUCGCUCGACACGCUCAAAGAUAAUUUGUUGCGCGCCGUCGAUGCCGAAUACAACGUAUUGAAAGCUGAAAUUGUCUUGGAUAUCAUUUGUCAAUUAGAAAACAUGGCCAUUACCAAAAAUCAACUACAGAAAACUCGUCUGGGUCGCGAGAUCAAUACAAUACGUCAGAAGAUCGAUGCAAAGAAGAAGCUCGUUCAACAUGCAGACAAGUCUCCGGAGUUAAUCAUUGAAAUUGCGCAACGAGCGAAGAAGCUCUUACGUUCUUGGCAAGGCUUAUUGAACACGUCGCAAAAAGAUUCGUUGUCAGCAUGUACAGAUGGAGAAAUGAAACCUCGGCUGAUUUUAAAAGUGAAGUUCCAUUCAUCACAGACGAAACGUAAACACGAGUUUGACAAUCAUCUCAUUGCUGAAGCUUCUAUCAAACGCAAGAAAGUCAAAGUCAUGAAAACAGCUAUAUCACCGAGUUUACCACAUUUGAAAACAACACAAGAACUUUUCAUGGAAAUGCAACGAAGCGAAGCGAAGAUUUUUUCUGUUUCACAUCAUGGGAACAAUAUCGAUCAUACGAAUUCAACAUGCUUAUCAUCUCCAAACAAUAUCUGCCAAAUGCCCGGUUCAUCUUCGCAAUGUCCACUAUCGCCUACGCGUUUAUCACCUACUUUAGUGUCUAUGAAGAAUAGUAAUAGUACCACCACAUCCUGCUUGGCUUCAACGCACCUUCCUGUUCUUUCCGAAGACAAUCAAUCUGUCAAAAAUGAUCGUCCACUGAUCGAAUCGACAAUUCCUAAACAGUUGAAUUCAUUCAGUUCGGAUCUAGCCACUACAUGUACAUCUUAUACAACACUUGCUGAUCUUAUUCAAGAUCAUCGUCGACGUAUACUAGCUACGCACGAUUCUCGAGAAUUACAAGCCAGACCUGACCUCCUAUUAGUACCAAUCGAACAACUUGCUGUUGUCUAUGAACGUGAACGAACAACGAAAUGCAAUGAAUUGUCUCACGUCAAAUACUCAUCGAUGACGUCGAGCGAAAAACUUCCUCAACCGUCCGAUUUGAUUGCUUUACCAUUUAUCGAUUGUCCAUUGGAAUUUGAUUUUACUCUCGAUGAAUUUGUCGUCGAACAGCCAACAUUGACUAGCUAG